This is a messenger RNA of Aphis gossypii (cotton aphid), 2534 nucleotides long. RefSeq names its product iron-sulfur clusters transporter ABCB7, mitochondrial (gene ABCB7). Gene Ontology annotation, molecular function: ABC-type transporter activity; ATP binding; ATP hydrolysis activity. Bases 70 to 2121 code for a protein of 683 amino acids. The record is from RefSeq and is a predicted model, not a curated record. The transcript has 12 exons. Gene Ontology annotation, biological process: intracellular iron ion homeostasis; transmembrane transport. Gene Ontology annotation, cellular component: mitochondrial inner membrane. Lineage: Eukaryota; Metazoa; Arthropoda; Insecta; Hemiptera; Aphididae.
AAACAUGUUAAUGCGAGUGUCCGCCUCGUUAUUUUAAAUAGUUUUUCGAACCACGCAACAUCCAAAGGCAUGGCGAUUGUUUUUGGACUGUCGAAACUGUGUGACCGACACUUUGCGCUCUGUUUGCUGAGAAACCAUUACAAGGCUAUUUCUACAUAUACUGUACAUCAUAACAAUGUCCUCUGCAAUCGUCAUAAAAAAAUGCAAAUUCCAAACAGAAUAGCAACACUUCCAACAUGUUAUCAUAUUGGUGGGGCUCAUGUUAAAGAGAAUUUGCCUGUAAUAGAACCCAACUCUGUUACAGGUAAAGAUAUGAUCUUGGGUAUGUUGCAGUACAUUUGGCCAAAGGAUGAUGUGACUAUUCGAAAACGAGUAACAUUAGCACUCGGUUUAUUGGCUGCCGCUAAAAUGUUAAACGUAUCCGUCCCAUUUCUGCUCAAAUAUGCAAUGGAUGAUCUUAAUGAAAAACUUGGUCCUGGUGCUGAUACAUUGCUAACUAUGGAUUCAGCACCUGAAACUGUGUUAACUGUUGCUGCGACACUGUUGAUAUCGUAUGGUGUUUGUAGAUCUGCUGCUGCUGGUAUGAAUGAACUACGAAAUGCUGUAUUUGCUAGUGUGGCCCAACAAUCCAUAAGGAAAAUUGCAAGAAAUGUUUUCUUACAUCUUCACAAUUUAGAUCUUAAAUUUCAUUUAUCCAGACAAACUGGUGCAUUAUCUAAGGUUAUAGAUCGUGGAAGCAGGGGAAUAAAUUUUGUACUUACUGCUAUGGUAUUUAAUAUUGUACCUACUAUAUUUGAAUUGGCGCUAGUCAGCACUAUUUUGGGAUUAAAUUGCGGUUACCAAUUUGCUGCUUUAUCCUUUGGUUGUGUCUCCAUCUAUACAGCUUAUACAUUAUUGGUAACCCAAUGGAGGACAAAAUUCCGAAUUUUUAUGAAUCAAGCCGAAAAUGAAGCUGGAAAUAAAGCUAUGGACUCGUUAAUAAAUUAUGAAACUGUUAAGUAUUUCAAUAACGAAUUGUAUGAAGCUAACAGAUAUGACCGUGUUUUACAAAAAUUUGAGACGGCUUCACUUAAGACUAGCUCGAGUUUAGCACUUUUAAAUUUUGGACAAAAUGCCAUUUUCAGUGUAACAAUGAGUGCAGCAAUGAUAUUAGCUGCAAAACAAAUUGUUGAAGGUAACAUGACAAUUGGUGAUCUGGCGAUGGUGAAUGGUCUCCUUUUCCAACUGGCUAUGCCACUAGGAUUUUUAGGAUCUGUUUACCGUGAAGUGCGUCAAGCGUUGCUUGACAUGCAGUCCAUGUUUGCAAUAAUGGCAUGCGAUCCAUCUGUUAAGAACCGAAGUGAUGCUGUUCCCUUGUCUAUCAGCAAAGAUAACGCAUCCAUUGAAUUUCGAAAUGUCAGUUUUGGAUAUCAAAACGGCAAACCUAUUUUGAAUGACCUGUCCUUUAUCGUUCCACCUGGCAAGAAGGUUGCUAUCGUUGGAGGUUCCGGUAGUGGGAAAUCAACUAUAAUCAGAUUGCUGUUCAGGUUUUUUGAACCGGCGUCUGGCGAGAUACUUAUCGGAGGCAAGAACAUCAAGGAUGUUGAUAUCGAUAGUCUUCGGAAGUGCAUGGCUGUAGUUCCUCAGGAUUCGGUUUUGUUUCACGACACGAUCAUGUAUAAUCUCCAUUACGGCGACAUGAGCAAGUCCGAAUCUGAAGUCAUCGAAGCGUCCAAGCUCGCGGAACUUCACAACUCUGUGUCGAAGCUUCCCAACGGGUAUUCGACUCAGGUGGGUGAACGAGGUCUAAUGAUAUCUGGUGGUGAAAAACAACGAGUGUCUAUUGCCAGGGCCAUACUCAAGGACAGCCCCAUUCUGAUAUUUGACGAAGCGACGUCGUCUUUGGACUCUAUUACUGAACAAAACAUACUGAAGGCGUUGCGACGAGCAACCAAGGAUAAGACCAGCGUGUGCAUUGCCCAUCGGCUGUCGACCAUUAAAGAUGCUGACGAAAUAUUGAUAUUACGCAAUGGGAAAGUCGUUGAACGCGGUAGUCACCAGUGGCUAAUGGACAAUGGCGCAUCCGAGUAUUCCGAGAUGUGGAACAUUCAACAAGACAAUUUUACAGCGAAGGACCCUUAAACUCACGACGAUCUAUAUUAUAAUUAUAUAUUAUUAUUAGUUUCGUUAUUAUUCACAUGGUAUUUACAUCGAAAGUCACGUUUCGGCGUUUGUCGUACACCGAUUUAUGCGAUUUAUGUACAAAUUAUAAUUGUUAAUAUUUCCAUGUUUAAGAGAUGUCAGGCUAUAAUACCUAGCUAUGUAUUAUUAUAUGUGUAGGCUUCAGUAAAGUUUCGCGAGUGACGACAUUUUUCGAUAUUAAUGAAAAAAUUGAAAAAAUUUGUACUUAGAUAGACGCCUACUGUUACCCGUUAUAUAGCUAGGUAGGUAAUUUAUAUAAUAUGAGGAUAACAAUAUAUGUAAUCGUACCCGUUGUACUGUUGUAAAUUAUUUGUUUUCUUAAUAAAAAACGCAAUUGUUUUUGUUUUUCGGAA